Alosa sapidissima (American shad) is the source of this 1723-nucleotide messenger RNA. RefSeq names its product nerve growth factor receptor b (gene ngfrb). The record is from RefSeq and is a predicted model, not a curated record. Gene Ontology annotation, biological process: Rho protein signal transduction. Bases 411 to 1643 code for a protein of 410 amino acids. Gene Ontology annotation, cellular component: cell surface; plasma membrane. Lineage: Eukaryota; Metazoa; Chordata; Actinopteri; Clupeiformes; Clupeidae. Gene Ontology annotation, molecular function: nerve growth factor binding; coreceptor activity; death receptor activity. The transcript is spliced from 6 exons.
AGAGAGAAGACACAACGCACAACGCCUUCUCGCUAAAAGCGCUCCGGACUACCGGGUGUAGCACAGCAUUACGCGGCACAACUCACGCUCAAGUGGACUACAAACAGCGCAAAGCAGGUUUUUUUACGCAGGGUGGUUUGAAGAGAGAAACACGGCGAGAAAUUGGAUCAUUGUUCCCUUUCAACAGUUGUUGGAACUCUAAAGCGACAGAGGAGUACAGAACGCAUGAGGAUAUUUGAUCGUUUAACGUAGUCUACAUGAGACGACCGUCUGGGGUGAUGGUUAUUUUACACGACUCACUCUUUAACAAAUAGUAAAAUAUUAAAGCAAACUUUGUCGCAUUUAAAAGUAUACUGUAGCUAGCCAAAAUUCGUGGCAAACAGAAAUCUAACCAGAGCGCAAGACUCAAGAUGAUUGCUCUGAUCUUCACAGUAUUAUUUGGAGCGAGAGCGGUGGUGGGGACGCUAGAAGCCUGCAAGUCGGGGAAGCUCACCUCCUCUGGUGAAUGCUGCAAGCAGUGCCAGCCGGGAGAGGGAGUCCUGAAGGAGUGUGGCAAAACUCAGACAGAGUGCACACCAUGCCUGGACAGCGAGACGUUCUCCCCGAGCUGGAGCCACACUGAGCGGUGUCAGAAGUGCACGCAGUGCACGGGCCUCAUGCGCAUGGACACGCCCUGCACGGACACCAACGACGCCACCUGUGUCUGCAAGUACGGUUACUAUGCCGACGCGCUGGGUGGCUGCACGCCCUGCACCGUGUGCCCCGUGGGCUCGGGCGUGCUGAUGCGCUGCGAGCCGGGCCAGGACACGUUGUGUGAGGACUGCGGUGGCGGGGACCUCUACUCGGACCGGGACAGUGACCUGGAGCCCUGCCUGCCCUGCACCAUCUGUGAGGACGAGGAGGUGCAGCUGCAGGCUUGCACCAGGACGAGCGACACGGUGUGCCAAGAUUUGAACCCCCCGAACACCACCGAGUUCGCCGCACCCUCCACGAGCCCCCCUCCAGCCACCCCGACGCCCCCAUACGACUCCACGGCGUCCUACGACGCAACCCCCGAGAGCGCCACCACCACCACCUUCAUCGUACGCGGCUUCAACGAGAACCUCAUCCCCAUCUACUGCUCCAUCCUGGCCGCUGUGGUCGCAGGGCUGCUCGCCUUCAUCAUCUUCAAGAGGUGGAAUAGCUGCAAGCAGAAUAAGCAGGGGUGCGGGCAUCCGGACUGGCACUGCCACCCCAGCCAGACACCGUCGCCCGAGGGGGAGAAGCUCCAUAGUGACAGCGGCAUCUCUGUGGACAGCCAGAGCCUGCAGGAGCACACAGUGGUGAAGAUAGAUGGAGGUCCGUGUAUGGCGUUGCCCUUGCAUUCGUGUGAGGAGGUGGAGAAGCUGCUGGUCCGGGGAGGGGAGGGGCAUGACAUGACGGAGGAGACUGAUUGGUGCAGCCUGGCGGGGUUGCUAGGAUACGAGGAGGAGCGCAUCGCCACCUUCAGAAAGGAGGAGCGGCCUAUUCAUGCUCUGCUCACCGAUUGGGCAAGCCAAGAUUCCGCCAGCGUGGACACGCUCUGUACCGCGCUGAGGAAGAUCAACCGCGACGACAUCGUGCAGAGCCUCGGUGUCAAACCCACUGCCACGUCCGCCGUGUGAAACACACACACACAAACACACACACACACACACACACACACUCACACACACACACACACACACACUCACACACUCGCACU